Molecule: messenger RNA, 289 nt
Organism: Racocetra persica
Lineage: Eukaryota; Fungi; Glomeromycota; Glomeromycetes; Diversisporales; Gigasporaceae
Source: the annotation of a GenBank genome assembly
AAAAAGUUUAAUGAAACUUAUCCAAAUGGUAUGAAAAGAACUACUUUCAUAGUACGGCUGAGUAAUUCUACAAACCUUAAAUACUGUGAGGACCUUGAUGAAACGGAUUUGGAUCAAAAUAAUGAAAGAGAAAAUACGAUAAAUAAUAAUUUUAUAGUUUUAAUCACAAUUCCAAGUAUAAUAGAUGUAGGAUUUCUGUUAACUAAAGGGUGGGUGUUAAAAAGUAGCCAAAAAUUAGAUAACAGAGAUGGUACUAGAAUAAAACAAGAUGUAAGAGCUAUGUUAGAAU